AUGGACAAAAGCAAAAUCGGGUCCUUGCAUUUUGUUUUCGCUACUUACAAAGACACCGAUGCUACAUUGAAAACAACAAUACAAGCUAUUCAAUUACUGGAUAGCCUCCGACCGGAAGUGACGUAUCAGUGUCUCCUGCUGAAUGGGAGUUUUUCUCGUGCCGCUGCCAUCAACGAAGGAGCUGCCGUGAUUCAGUCUGGAUUACUUUUCAUUGUUGACGUCGAUAUAUUGCUGUACGAAGAGGUUUUCAAGCGGAUUCGACGCAACACUUUGCGUGGAAAAUUGAUCUAUUUCCCGAUUGUCUUUAACCGAUUUUUCGACGCUUGCGCCAAUGAAUCGGAAUGCGCACACAAACCAUUUACUCACCUAAAUGACGUGUUUGGUUUCUGGCGUUAUUUUGGCAAUGGCAUGCUUUCCAUCUAUAAAAGCGAUUUCGCUAAAUUGGGUUCUUUGAACGCAAAGACAAAAGAAUGGGGUGGUGAAGACAUUGAGUUUCUUGAGAAAUGCCUCUCGUCCAAAGACCAUAUCCCUCUCUCUCUCUCUUUCUUUCUUUCUUUCUUUCUUUCUUUCUUUUUUUCUCUCUCUCUCUCUCUCUCUCCCUCUCUCUCUCUCACAGAUCGUAUCUAUCUAUCUAUCUAUCUAUCUAUCUAUCUAUCUAUCUAUCUAUCUAUCUAUUUUGGCAACACAUUUUUAUAG
Molecule: messenger RNA, 696 nt
Organism: Acanthosepion pharaonis
Lineage: Eukaryota; Metazoa; Mollusca; Cephalopoda; Sepiida; Sepiidae
Source: the annotation of a GenBank genome assembly